CUCAUAAAACUCCACCCCCCCUUGAAAGAAUUCUUGUUUCUUACUUUAUACUGUCUAUAUGUUUGAUUUGUACAGCACUCAUAGCCAGAGGAGCUGAGACAUCCGUUCCCCCGACAAGAAACUCUGAUUCUUGCAGAAUGGAUUUGCAAGUAUCAACUCCAAGCGAUCUCUAUGAUGAUUAUGGUGGAUCAGCACCCUGCCAAAAAACAAAUGUGAAACAAGUUGCAGCCCAGCUCCUGCCCCCACUCUACUCUCUGGUAUUCAUCUUUGGUUUUGUGGGGAACAUGUUGGUCUUCCUCAUCCUGAUAAACUUCAAAAAGCUGAAGAGCAUGACUGACAUCUACCUGUUCAACCUGGCCAUCUCUGACCUGCUCUUCCUGCUCACUCUCCCAUUCUGGGCUCACUAUGCUGCAAAUGAGUGGGUCUUUGGGAAUAUAAUGUGUAAAUUCCUCACAGGACUCUAUCACAUUGGUUAUUUUGGUGGAAUCUUCUUCAUUAUCCUCCUGACAAUUGAUCGGUACUUGGCUAUUGUCCAUGCUGUGUUUGCUCUGAAAGCCAGGACAGUCACCUUUGGGGUGAUGACAAGUGGAAUCACUUGGGUGCUGGCUGUGCUUACUUCACUCCCAGAAAUCAUCUUUAUCAAAUCUCAAAAAGAAGGUCUUCAUUAUACAUGUAGUCCUCAUUUUCCACACAGCCGAUAUCAUUUCUGGAAGAGUUUCCAAACAUUAAAGAUGGUCAUCUUGAGUCUGGUCCUGCCCCUACUUGUCAUGGUCAUCUGCUACUCAGGAAUCCUCCAAACCCUGUUUCACUGUAGAAAUGAGAAGAAGAGGCACAAGGCUGUGAGGCUCAUCUUUGCCAUUAUGAUUAUCUACUUUAUUUUCUGGACACCCUACAACAUUGUCCUUCUUCUGCACACCUUCCAGGAAUUCUUUGGACUGAAUAAUUGCAGUAGUUCUAAUAGACUAGACCAGGCCAUGCAGGUGACAGAGACUCUUGGGAUGACACACUGCUGCAUCAAUCCUGUCAUCUAUGCCUUUGUUGGAGAGAAGUUCCGGAAUUAUCUCUCGGUGCUCUUUCAAAAACACAUUGUCAAACGUUUUUGCAAGCACUGUCCAAUCUUCCAGCAAGACAAUUUUGAUCGUAUAAAUUCAGUCCAUACCCGGUCCACAGGGGAGCAGGAAGUUUCUACUGGUUUAUGAUCUGGGCUGAGUUUUGUAUAUUUUUAAUUUUCUAUGUAUCUUGAGAGUAGAAAUAUUUUUUAAGAAAGAAGAUAAUAUCAUAGAGGGCCUAAAAUGCAUGCAUGUUUUGGAUAUUUAUUUUAGAUAGAUGGGGUCUUUUAAAGCCCAUUGGUUUUAGAAAGCCAAAUGAGAAUGUAUCAGUGAGAUAGUGAUCCUUGGCCUCAUUUUCACUCACCUCCAGAUAUGGCAAACUCUUUUUGAGCCACAAAAAUUCACUAUAAAAAAAAUCCCAUGAAUUGGGAGAUUUUUAAGCUUGACUAUCUGAACAGAAAUAACAUCAAUCAAGAAGAAAGCCUUAUACAGUUUUUUUCCUAUACAAGGCAAAAAUUCAGGCUAUAAGUAUAACUUAAAAUAGAUCUUUGUCUUGUCCUAAGAAGAAAAGAUGAGAGUGUGAUUAGUUAGAAAAUAAAUAACUAAGUUCUAUGAAUUAGUUCCAUAGACUUGUAUGAUCAGAUAAAUGCUCUGUGGCCUGGGAGGGGUGCGAACAAAUCUUUUUAUAAGAAGGAAUUUGAACUGGAUCAUGUUAAUAAAUGAGACAGAGGCAAGUCAUUCUUUGGGUGGCAAAACUACACUAGCAAAGCAAAGGUAGACCUGUGGCUAUUUGGAAAGGCCAUGGAGAGAGAGUCAAGGCUGGACAACAACGCACUAUGUCAGCAUUGCUCUUUCAAAGUUAUGAGUAGAGUGGAAGCACAUGGACAGGUUUGUACAAAGGUUAUUUCAUGGCUUUGGUGAGCAUUCAGGGAAAGUAGAUCAGCAGCAAUAAGUUCAGAGUGAGAUUUGGACACCUUGGCUAAACAGUGGGGAAGCAUCACUUCGGCAUAUAGGACCUAGAGUCAGCAGAAUUUUGGGUAAAUUGGAGGUAGAAGUGAACGAGAACCUCCAGACUCAAGCAGUUUGGAAUAACCAUAGAAUAAACAACAAAUAAGAGAGUACAGUAAAGAGUCUGGCCUACGAGGGUAGUCUCAUUUUAAAGCCUGUAGCCUCAGCUGGUAUUUUGUACCUGCCCUUCAGACCCAAAUUUUGCCAUACCAAUUUUGAAUCUUAGGGUGUAACCAGGGGACUUAUGAAUCAUGAGCCUAAAGUCUAGAAAUAAUACAGAUUCCUUAUGGAUUCAGCUAAGGAUUGCUUAUAUAAUUUGAACCCAGAGCUUUACAACUUUAAGCAGAGGCCCUAAGAUAUGAGGGGAGAGCAUCAAUUUUCUCUAUUUACCUAGCAAUCAGCAAAACUGAGAGAAACAAUUUGCGGUGAGCUUCAGAAGUCAAGAAAGUGUAAUUACCACCCUCUGUGUUCCAGGCUAAGAGUGAAGGUUUCAGUUACUCUUUACAGAUGGCUUCUCCACACAAUGCUGAAUUUAUCCAUUGCAGAGAGGUUUGGGAUUUUUCUGUUGUUUUUGCAGUUGUUAUUUAUGAUAUUGUUUUGAAUUUUGGAGCAGUUAAGAUCUUCACAGUGAAGACUAAGGGGAGAAACAAAAGGAUGAGAAUCAUUCAAAGGAUUAAAGUGUCUGGCUAACAAAAGAUGCUACUUGUUUUUCUGAAGCUCUGAGUGUGAAACCAGAGGCUUGUGGCUGUCAGCAGGAAGUGAGCAUUUGCUUUUUUCUUUCCUGAGAUCCACAUUUUCUCCUCCAAUAUGUAGCUGAGACUAGACUCAAAUUUAUACUCCUCCUUCCUACAUCUCAAGCACUGAGAUUACAGGUGUAUAUGAACACACCCAGCUCCAUAUUUUUAUAUUCUUAAGCAUAUAGAAAGUUGUAAAUUCUUUGAAGAUAAUAUGAGACUUAUAAAAAAUGCCUUUAAAAAUAAUUUCAUUUUUGUUCUUUCAAUCAAGUGAACAUUUAGUGAACAGUACACAAAAUUAUGAGAGUAUUUUAUAAAUAGUUAUUUUGGAGAACAUCCCCAAAUAGUACUUAUUUAAAUAUAGUCCUAAGCUUAAAUGGAUGAUGAUGGUGAUUAUAUUUCCUUUAAAAUAUUUUUAACAGUCAACUUUCUUCCUAAGACAGACUGUUAUAAUAAUUAUAGUUAAAGGUGUUACUUCUGCUGGGCGGUGGUGGCACACACCUUUAAUCCCAGCACUUGGGAGGCAGAGGCAGGCAGAUCUCUGUGAGUUCAAGGUCAGCCUGCUCUACGAGAAUAGUUCCAGAACAGGUUCCAGAGCAACAUAGAGAAACCCUGUCUCAAAACAAAACAAAACAAAAAAGGUGUUACUUCUAAGCGCGUAGUUCCUGAGCAGAGUUGCCUUGAGAGAUCGUAAAUUUCAAAUUGUGUUUACCCUCAACCAAAAGAGUUUUAAUAUAUUUACAAAUUGAUGUCAGAAGUCAAGAAUUUGAGAAUAAAGACAUGCAACUUCGUGGUCUGUUGUCUAAGGGGAGGCACAUGGUAGGGAGGAUGAGCAUUGCUUUUCCUUUAUUUAAAAUUCUUUUCCAAAGUGUGUUAGUAAUUUCAGUAAUGGCAACUAUGUAACACUGGAACUUCUGUCCACAUAGUUCUUGGUCAGAGAGAGGAGAGAUGCUUCAAGGAGAGUUUAGAACAUGCUCGUUUUCAGUCUGCUACAGCCUUAGUUUCCAAAGCAGGGUGUGUGAAGAUGUUAGAGUUGGUCAUGCUCCUAAAAGAAGGAACACAAAAUGAGUAGUAAGCAAGACAGGGCUAGUACAGUAACUAUUAUCAGAUUCAAAGGGUUGCUUUUCAUUCCUUAAAUCCAAAGGUGGGAUGUAUCAAAGAAGAGUGAGAGGCAGCUGGGGUUAAAAGAGAAAAGAAUCGGGGACGGGAGCCCUAUCUGCUAUGAUAAAGCCAGCUGUUGUGGGAAUAUGGGAAUGUGUGCUAGUAGCUUUUCUUGUUGCUGUGACAAAAUCUGACAAAGGCAACUUAAAGAAGGGUUUGUUUUUGUUGAUAGUUUGAAGGAAUGCAGCCUACCAUGGUGUGUGAGGAAUGUGAGGUUGUUGGUUACAUUACAUCUGCAUCCAGGGAGGAGAGAGCUGAAUGCUGGUUUCAGCUCCCUUUCUCCUUUUCAUUCAGUCCAAGUCCCCAGUCUAUAGAAUGGUGGUGCCCACAUUCAGGGUAGGUCUUCCCUUCUGAGUUAAUUCUUUCUAGAAACAUCCUCAUAGAUACAACCAGAAAUGUGUUUUCUGGUAAUUCCAGUCAAGCUAUCAAUACCACCCAUCACAGAAAGAGUCAGUUUUUUUAUAGCUGAUGUAUACAGUCUUACUUACCUUUCCAUAUGUUAGAUGAAUCCAUGACAAAAAGAUGUUUUAAGUGUCAAAUGACUAUGUAUAUAUUUCUUUCACAAUUUUAUAAAUAUUUUAAUGUUUCAUUUGGCUUUAUGUUGUUAUGACUUCAUUGGAUUAUAAAUUCUGUGUUAUAAUUCUAA
Molecule: messenger RNA, 4598 nt
Organism: Myodes glareolus (Bank vole)
Lineage: Eukaryota; Metazoa; Chordata; Mammalia; Rodentia; Cricetidae
Product: C-C chemokine receptor type 5
Biological process (GO): G protein-coupled receptor signaling pathway; positive regulation of cytosolic calcium ion concentration; cell chemotaxis
Cellular component (GO): membrane; external side of plasma membrane; cytoplasm
Molecular function (GO): C-C chemokine receptor activity; chemokine (C-C motif) ligand 5 binding
Source: RefSeq, a predicted model, not a curated record